CCCUGUUCAUCUUCUCAUCAUUCUCUUCAUCUUCUUGUCUCCCUCAUUGUCACUGCAAUUCACAUUCUUGUAAUCCUCACACUGUCGUUGGACUUUUCUUUCCUUGACAUUACAGCACAGCGUCCUUCACUCGCUCUCUGCAACCCAACUCAUUCGCUCCUGGUGUCACGCAGUCUUCAUUUGUGACCCUGCCGAUCUCUCCGCCUGCGCCCACCGUCCACCUCAUUUCUCUCGGUCAUCUUUGAAACAAGUCGUCUUCCUGUACCACGACUGUUGUUCUCGUCACCGUCAAUCUCUCCACCUUGUUGCAUCUUUCAACCUCAUACUUUCAUUCGCGACUGCAUAUCGACCGUUGACUGUCGACGCCACCAACCUCACAAAAUGGCGGCUCGCCUUGUACAAUCGCUCCUACUGUUGGCCGCUUUGGCCCCUUCAGUCCUCUCCCAGAGUAAUGCUCCAACAUGUGGUGAUGGCAAACUAUGUCCUGCAGAUUCUCCAUGCUGUUCUCAGUAUGGCCAGUGUGGUGUAGGUGCCUAUUGUUUGGGCGGUUGCGAUCCGGCCAACUCAGCCACCCUCGACUCCUGCGUCCCUGCUCCAAUCUGCCAGAACAAGCAAUACACCUUUGACAACCUCGAUCGAAUCGUCUCCAACACCAAGUACCUCGGUGAUGCCAACUCGGCCGAUUUCGUCUCAUCAGGUCAACCUCUUUCCCACAAUGGUCAAGUCCUCUUGACUAUGGCAGAGGGUACUGUUGGAACUCUCCUUGCAAGUACUCACUACGUUUGGUACGGAAAGACUACCGCUCGAUUCUCAAGUGGUGCUGGUGCUGGUGUCGUUACUGCUUUUAUCUUGUUGGGAGAUUCCAAAGAUGAAAUCGAUUACGAAAUCGUUGGAACAGAACUCAACAGUGUUCAGACAAACUUCUAUUCCCUCGGUGUCACUAACUAUGAUAACGGCGGCAACACCACUGGCCUUACCAGCGUAUAUGAAAACAUGCAUGAUUAUGAAAUAGACUGGACACCUGACCAGAUUACCUGGUCCAUCGACGGCAAGGUAGUCCGCACCCUUGAUCGUGAAGACACAUGGAACGCCACUGCGAAUCGCUACACCUUCCCUCAGACCCCUUGUCGGGUGCAGCUGUCUCUCUGGCCCGGUGGUCUACCCACCAACGGCAAAGGAACAAUCGACUGGGCCGGCGGUCUUGUCCAAUGGGAUUCCCCAUACAUGACCAACGGGUAUUACUAUGCCGCGUUCGAAGAGGUCACAAUUGAAUGCUACAACCCGCCGGCUGGCUCCAAUGUCAACGGGAAUAAUUCAUACAUCUACACUGACAAGGCCAUGACCAACCGCUCUGUUGAAGUCACCAAUGAUAAGACCGUUCUGAAGUCCCUUCUCGGUACUGGUACAAACAUGAGCGCCGACUACCCCCAUGCAUCUGCUUCGGCUUCGGCCAGCGACGUCGAAACCGUUCCCGGCCUUAGUGGAGCCGGCCCAGGGACCAACGGCCAACGGGGAGAUAAUGACACAAGUGGUGACGAUGGCAACAGUGGCAACAGCGGUAAUAGCGGCAACAGCGGCGGCGGAACUGCCACAGGAACCGAUAGUGCUGCGACCGGGUUCGUUCAAGGGAACGGCGGUAUGAAUGCGGCCACUCAUAUCACUGGAAACCCUGAGCGUGUCCUCAAAGGCAGCUUGUUCGCUGUUGUGGUGGCCAUUGUUGGGUUGUGCAUUAUGUGAUAUGUCAGCCAUUUUCACCAAUCCAUUUGUCGCGGUUGGGAUUUUGUUGUUUGUGUAUUGCAUGGCGAUGGUUUUAUCACCUACCUCGGGAGGGAGGCUGGCGUUUUGUUUGGACAUAGGAGCACUCGCCCAAAAAUGGCCUUGAAUGAGCACCAACUGAAUGCAGUUGAAAAGACAUGAAUCAAGUGGAACUUUAAUGGAAGUCCCUGAAAUGAAAAUUUCUUGGGCAAUAGAACCUAAGCGUGUAAUAAAAGCUACCAUCAAAGAACGCCUCGUCAUUGCUCCACACACCUAUUGACAUUCCCAUCGCACACAAUACAUGAAAUGGAAACUCCUUGAUGCUAUGCAGUAUUCAGCAGUGGCCAUUCCUGGAAUCCCUCGCCGAUUCCAAGGUUGGUAGAUAUCAACGUGUGGUGUCCCAAGGCUGAAGUUUGGACUGCCGGCCCGCCAAACGCUACAAAUCCCUUCGACAACCUAAAAGGACUUGUUCAGAUGACGAGAUUGACCACGCUCGCUGACAUCAGUCUCGCUCGUGCUGUCAUUUUCUCGUUCUUGUUUGGCCACCGCGGCGCUGUGUUCCGGGUCGGCAAGAGGGUUGGUCUGAGGGUCGUUGGCCGAUGUUGAAGACGGAUUGAAUAGCAACGACAUGGAUUCAAGGGAGACGCCUGCGGUUCGAGAGUUCAUUAGUGUGAGUCUGCUUAUCCACGGAUACAAUGAACACGGCAAGAGCAACGUGAAUGCUAUACGUACCUUUGGUCUCUGGCACGAAUUUCUUGACAAAGAACCAUGCCACCAUGCAGCACACGGCGAAGAUGAACUGAACUCCAUAGCCUGUGAUCGAUUGAGACAUGAUUAGCCUCAGUUAUUUGACCUGAGACAGGGAACAAAACUCACCAAUGCCGUUCUGUCCAACGUAUGCAAUCAUGUACGGCAGUGCCCGGUAUAGACCCAUGUAGAACAACUUUUGCAUAGCGCCAGCAAUUCCGGCCGUGGCCAUCCUCAUUUCCGUGUCAGGGAUCUCUGCCACAUACACCGUUGGAACAGUACCUAAGCCAAACCAAUUGACGCAGGCACAGAUAUAAAGAAACGCCAGCUCGACAUAUAUAACGACUUGCAUGCCAACGCCGUUUGCAUACAACGCUCCCAUGGCGCCCGAGAUGCAUAGACAGAUGAUCUGGAAAAAAAUCGUCCACAGGAGAGA
Messenger RNA from Exophiala mesophila, 2938 nucleotides. RefSeq lists its product as uncharacterized. Gene Ontology annotation, cellular component: fungal-type cell wall. Lineage: Eukaryota; Fungi; Ascomycota; Eurotiomycetes; Chaetothyriales; Herpotrichiellaceae. Gene Ontology annotation, molecular function: chitin binding; hydrolase activity, hydrolyzing O-glycosyl compounds; glycosyltransferase activity. The transcript is spliced from 3 exons. The coding region runs from base 382 to 1737 and encodes 451 amino acids. The record is from RefSeq and is a predicted model, not a curated record. Gene Ontology annotation, biological process: fungal-type cell wall organization; carbohydrate metabolic process.